AUGAGGACUGUGGAGGCCAGCCUUUUCCUCCUCUUCUUCCUCCUUCAGGAGGUCACAGAUGCCACAGUGAGCUUCCCUUGCGCGCCCAAGUAUGUCAGCCCUGGCGACAUGGUGUGCGUCUGCAACGCAACUUACUGCGACAUGAUGGGCCCCCUCUCCCUGCCGCCCGAGGGCACCUUCGUCAAGUACCUGAGCAGCAAGGCUGGCAAGCGCCUGGAGCGAAGGGAAGGAAAGCUUUUGGCAAACAGGAGACGCUCAGGGCUCCUGUAUUCCUACAAUCCCUGCGUUCAGUACCAGUGCAUGAAAGGUUUCGGUGGCUCCCACACAGACGCGGUCGCGAUUAAUAUCAUGCAGUUGUCUCCAGCAGCCCAAGAGCGCUUGCUCCGGUCCUACUUCUCCGAAGACGGCAUUGAGUACAACCUUUUGCGCUUGCCCAUUGGCUUUUCGGACUUCUCCACUCACCCGUACUCUUACGACGACGACUGCCCCGACGACUUUGAGCUGAAAUGUUUCAGCCUGGCGCAGGAGGACACGAAGUUCAGAAUCCCUCUCCUUCAACGCAUGCUGGCCUUAUCUAAGCGACCCCUCUCCCUUGUUGCCAGUCCGUGGUCUAGCCCUGGCUGGAUGAGGCUCAACGGCAACGUGGAAGGCAAAUCGAAGCUGAAGGGGAAAGCCGGAGACAGGUACCACAAAACGUGGGCCCGCUACUUCAUCAGGUUCCUGGAUGAAUACGCCAGACACAACAUCACCUUCUGGGCGGUGACACCUCAGAACGAGCCCGUCAGUGCUGUCCUUUUGCCCAGCAGCGAAUUCCCCGUCAACAGCUAUACGGCCGAAGAGAUGAGAGACUUCAUCAUCCUAGACCUGGGCCCUGAGCUGGCCGCCAGCUCCCACAAAGAUGUCCUGCUCAUCGUGCUUGAUGACCAGAGGACCUACGUCCUCGACUGGGCAAAAGUGAUCCUUGGAAACAGCAGUUCCGCCAGGUACGUGGCAGGCAUCGGAUUCCACUGGUACAUGGAUCCCAUGACCCUUCCGAGCCUGACUGUGGAGCCCGCACACUCCCUCUUCCCCAAUUACUUCCUGCUCUACACAGAAUUUUGUAACGGUUAUGGGCCGAUUGACGUCGUCCUUGGAAGCUGGGACCGGGGCGUCAGGUAUAGCCAGAGUAUUUUGGAGAACAUCAGCAGGCAUUUUGUGGGUUGGAUCGACUGGAACUUGGCCCUGGAUAUGCGCGGGGGGCCCAACUUCAUUAAAAACUUUGUGGACAGCCCAAUCAUCGUCAAUGCUGCAAAAGACGAGUUCUACAAGCAGCCCAUGUUCUACCACUUAGCUCAUUUCAGCAAGUUCAUCCCGGAAGGGUCCGUCCGAGUCUUGCUGGCUUGCAACAGCCUCCUGGGCAAUUGCCAACUACAGACCGAGGGCUUCUUACGCCCGGAUGGCGUGGCAGUGGUGGUUGUGCUUAAUAAGUGUUUCCUGAGUGUGCCUUUCAGCAUCUCAGAUGAGCAGCUUGGCUACAUUGAGGAUGUUGCUCCGGCCAACUCCAUCCAGACUUACCUGUGGAAGACCUCCGGUGCCUGCCUCGGAGGAAAGGGGCAAGGGAAAUGCCUUCUCCCCACAAAGUGACCUGGAUGCAUGGAAGCAGUCUCAAUCAACCCCCUGCCUCACCCUGCAAACCUCAAGAUCGUGGAUAGAGCCUGAUUGUUGUCAGGCUUCGGGGAAUCGGAUCCCUCCC
Messenger RNA from Lacerta agilis (Sand lizard), 1732 nucleotides. RefSeq names its product lysosomal acid glucosylceramidase-like. Gene Ontology annotation, biological process: glucosylceramide catabolic process. NCBI's taxonomy places the organism in Eukaryota, Metazoa, Chordata, Lepidosauria, Squamata, Lacertidae. Bases 1 to 1623 code for a protein of 540 amino acids. Gene Ontology annotation, molecular function: glucosylceramidase activity. The transcript is spliced from 10 exons. The record is from RefSeq and is a predicted model, not a curated record.